This is a messenger RNA of Prorocentrum cordatum, 2769 nucleotides long. The record is from the annotation of a GenBank genome assembly. Lineage: Eukaryota; Dinophyceae; Prorocentrales; Prorocentraceae.
AUGUGGACGUUGUCGACCACCAUAGACUUCCGGCUCAAGGAUUGCGCCGGCGAUGAGGAUACCAUGCAGGCGCUGGCCGUCGACGACAUGAUGGAGCUUGCCCCGGGGAGGCUGGCAUCGCACGCGUGCGAGCAGAGGGCGGCCGAGGUGCUGGAGCUAGCUGGCAUGGAGGAGGUGGGCUACGGCAAGCCGACCAGAGUGACCGCUCAUAAAGCCCUGAGAGCGGAGGAUGUGGACGAACCGCAGGAGGUGAAGUGCGUCAAGAUGCUCGACGCGCUGGGGCCCGAGGAGGCCAUGUACUACAGCGAGGAGACCAACGCGGUGGAGCGCGCCGAGCUGAGGAGCCAGGUGAUCUUCGAGGAGGAGUGCGAGCGGUACUGCGGGCGCCGGGACGCGCCGCCGAACCUCUGGCACGUCGGGGGCGCCGAGGAGGUGAAGGCGAUCGCCGGCUUCAGCGCCGAGGGCACGAAGUCUGGAGGUCGACAGCGGAAGAUCAUCAUGGUGGUGGCCGCCAACUACAUGUUCAAGGAUGUGAGAGAGCGGUCCGAGCACGGGCUGCACGGGGGCGGUGCGCUGGGCCGCCUGCGUGUUCCGUCUGACUGUAGGGCGGCCGCGGCGUUCGACGAGAGCAGCGCUUUCUCGUUCGCGGAAGUGCCCUGUUGGAUGUGGGGCUGGCAGCGUGCGCCCCUGAUGUGGGCGCGGGCCGUCUGGGGCCGUCUCCGCGCGUUCCAGCAGGCCGCGCUGGUCCCCGAGUCCUGGGUCUACCCUAUGUGGCGUCGGCUGGUCAUGGGCAGCUCCCGCAGCGUACACAUUCUGAUGGCGAUGACGCCAGAGUCUGCGCCAUGCCGCUGCGACGCCCACUCGCGAGCCAGGGCUCAGGACGCGCAGCACUACCUGGAGAUGUGUAUGCAUGAGCUGGGCCUGGUCCUGCAUCUGAUCUCCGUCGACCUGGCGGUGGACUCGCGGUCCGCGCCCCUUGCGCCGACGGGGGGCAAGUGCUGCCAGGGCCUACUUCGGUCGCGGCUGACGGCCGGGGAAGUCGAGCGACUGGGCGAGGCCAACCAUCCCACGGUCAACCGCGAGACGUUGCGUGGCGGCGCGGCAAGCCGCGGAGGGGCACGGGGGCUCGAGCGCCCCGAGGACCCCGGAGAGAAGCCCCACCCCUCGAUUUUCGAGACGGAGAUCCUGAAGGCGCGGAGAUGCGACGGAGCCCACCCACGCGAGAAGAACUACGGCAAGGUUCACGGCACCUUCCGGACUACCAAGCUGGCCGCCUAUCCGCCAGCCUUGCGCGAGUGGAUUGCGGAGGGCAUCGCGAGAACACUGACGGACGUGGCGAGUCGCGGCGCGGGCCCCGCAGGCUACCAGCGAAGGGGGUUGGUGCUGGGCCCGUCGGACACGAGCUUCCACCUGCACAUCGACUACGGCCUGAUCUCCACCGAGGGGGGCCACUGGGGCUACGGCGAGGCGAAGGUCAACGAGCUGGUCCACCAUGUGGGGGGCGCGCUGGAGGACGUCGGCUUCGUGGUGAAGAACCGCAAGGAGCACGGCCUGGUCGAUCGCGUCGCGGGCUACGAGAUCGAGUCGUGCCCCGCGCGGGCGCGAGCGCCGAGGCGGAAGGCGGCCCUGCUGUGCGAGGCGCUGAAAGUGAUGGCCGAUCGGUGGUGGCCCUCGGCCCGACGGGGGGCGAUAGCCAUGCAGAGGGGCACCAUGGGGCUGCGCGCGGACUUCGGGGCCCCGCUGCUCGGGAUGCUCCUCGCCUCCGGAGCCGAGGGGGCCCAGGACUUCGGCAUGGGGGGCUUCGGCGCGGUCGUGGCAGCUGCGAGCCGCGAGCAGACGGAGGACCUGCGGCGCGCGGGCGCGAGGGGUUGGAUCGACAGCGAGGCGAAGUGGGUGCCUGUAGAGGCCGGGCGCUGGAGGCGAGCUGGCCGCGUCGUGCUGGGCGAGGGGCGCGCGGCUUUGCGUGCCCUGUCGCGCCUGGCCGUGGUCGCCGAGGCGCAUCGGUCCAAGGUGCUCAGCCCGGAGGGCGACAUGGCCUUUGCCGGGGCUGCGGCGAAGGGUCGAUCCACAGCAGGCGACCCGCGCUGGGAGGGCCGCGUGCAACCGUCAACUCCGCUAACCUACCGGCUGCGAGCAGCUGAGUUUCACGAGCGGUGCUCGGCGGAGGGAGCGCCGCCAUGGACGCAGGACGAGUGGGGCGACGCUCUGAUGGAAUACAAGACGACCUCCGCCCUUCCGAAGAGCCACUUCACCAGCCUGGUCGCAGCCGUCGAAUUCAAGCUCCCAAGGCUGAGGGGCCGCUUGAGCAGAUGCCAUGCGGCGCUGCGCGGCUGGGAGCUGGAGCAUCAGACCAAGCGCGCGGCCCCGAUGGUGAGCGCGGCCCAGGCGUUCGCCAGCGUACAGCUCAGUGCUCGCGUCGAGCCUGGGCUGGGAGUCGGCAUCGUGCUGCAAGGAAAAAUGGGGGCGCGCCCUAGCGAGAUGCUGGGGAUCGUCGCGUCGGAUCUCGUCUUCCCUGAGGAGUCUGGGUGCCAGCAGGGCAAGGGGCCUCUCAUCGUGGGCCUCGGCAUGAAGGCCAACGCCAAGGCCAAGAGGCCCCAAUCCGACGCUAUCCUGGAAUGCGAGAAUCCGAUCCUCGCGGGCACCCCGAGGCCCCUCAAGGCUCGCGCGGCCCAGGGUGGCCACCUAUUCCCUUGCGCCCUCUUAUCCAGUCCGAGUGCAUUUUACCUAUGGGGUGGUCUCCUCACAGUCACCGUGCAGGUUUUGCUUUAG